GUGCAGUGGCAUGAUCUCAGCUCACUGCAACCUCUGCCUCCCGAGUUCAAGCAAUUUUCAGUAGAGACGGGGUUUCACCAUGUUGGUCAGACUGAUCUCGAACUCCUGACCUCAGGUGAUCCACCCACCUCAGCCUCCCAAAGUGCCAAGGUGGCUCACCCACAAUGA
Mandrillus leucophaeus (drill) is the source of this 168-nucleotide messenger RNA. RefSeq names its product protein GVQW1-like. Lineage: Eukaryota; Metazoa; Chordata; Mammalia; Primates; Cercopithecidae. The transcript is spliced from 2 exons. The annotation marks the transcript as partial. The record is from RefSeq and is a predicted model, not a curated record.